Messenger RNA from Colletotrichum graminicola M1.001, 846 nucleotides. RefSeq names its product tyrosine phosphatase. Gene Ontology annotation, molecular function: phosphoprotein phosphatase activity. Bases 1 to 846 code for a protein of 281 amino acids. The transcript has 2 exons. NCBI's taxonomy places the organism in Eukaryota, Fungi, Ascomycota, Sordariomycetes, Glomerellales, Glomerellaceae. The record is from RefSeq and is a predicted model, not a curated record. Gene Ontology annotation, biological process: dephosphorylation.
AUGUUGUCCCAUCAAGAGUACCCUGCAUCCAAGCUAUUGGAGAUCGCGGCAACCGACGUCAGAUCACCGCUGCAACAGUCGGACUACGCCGCGAUUCUCUCCAGGCCCCCAUUUCAUUGUGUCCCCGGGACGUUCAACACCAGGGACAUCGGCCAAGUCCCCGGCAGCGCCGUGCGGCCGGGCUUGGCGUUCCGCUCCGGCUCGCUCGAGGCCAUCGGCGAACCAGGCGCAGCCGUCAUCGCGAAGCAGCUCGGGGUCAGAAGGAUAUUCGAUCUGAGAUCGGGAGACGAGCGGGAGAAAUACCCCGAGCCGGAGAUCCCGGGCGUGGCGAACGACUGGAUCCCCACCCCGUACAACAACAAGGUCGACAUGAACGAUUUCGCCAGCGGCGGCGGCGAGGAGGGCUACUGCAAGAUGUACAUGGGCAUCAUGGAGGUCUACGCCCCCACUUUCAAGGCAAUUCUGGAGCACGUACGAGACAGGCCGGAGGAGCCGUUCCUGUUCCAUUGCGCACUGGGACGCGACAGAACUGGUAUCGUGGCCGAGAUGCUGCUGUUUCUGGCCGGGUCGGAUGAAGACACCCUGACUCUGGACUACAUGAUGACGCGGAUUGGGUCGGAACCGCUUCGUGAUGUCUUGCUCGAGAGGGCAGUUCAAGACAACGGGGCUGUUAACGGGCUUGAGGACCCAACCUUCCAAAACCUCUGCAACCUGAGGGCUUCGACGUGGGAGCUCUUUGUGAAGCAGGUCAAGAGCCAGUAUGGCGGCUUCGACGGCUACGUCACCGGCAAACUAGGGUUUUCCAAAGAGGAUUUAGAGGUUAUCAGAAAGAAUUUGAGAGGUUAA